Messenger RNA from Dimorphilus gyrociliatus, 1126 nucleotides. The record is from the annotation of a GenBank genome assembly. Lineage: Eukaryota; Metazoa; Annelida; Polychaeta; Dinophilidae.
AAUGGAGAAGGCCUCACUUAAGACCUCCCAAGGUGGAACAGUUACAAAACAGCCCUUUUCAGGGCUACCGGAGGAGCAGAUGACGAUGGGCAGGGCUGUACAAAGUAACGACGGCUCCUCUCUAUCUGAGCUCAUGGACGAGUCUCCUGUUCGACGUGAUGACGAGAUGGAAGACGCGGCAAAGCAGGAUGCGGGCUCUUUAGCUAGCGUCCCCGCGGAAGACAACGGCCUGGACUUUGGUCCGGCAGUGGGCGCUGCAGAGGACGAGGAUGCUGGAUACAUGGCGGAUAUGUUAUGUGCGGCUGAUGUGCGGCUGGCCUCUCAAGAACGUCUUCUCUGCCUUCCCGCGGCCCGACGCUCCUUCCCUCCUCGUUCUUUGUUUACUCCUCCUGCCGAUCCUGUGUGUGUGUGUGUGCCUGUUUCGGACAACAACUCUCCCAUCUCCGUUCCCGUCACCUCUACACCUGUCUCGCGUGUUAUGGACAUUACCGGUUCUCCCUCCCCCUCUUCUACCUCUACUACCUCUACUACUACUACCACUGCUACUACGGCUGCAUCUUCUUCCUCUUCGGUUCUGGGUGCCCCCUCUGCCGUCCUCUCUUCCUCUUCUGCUACUGCUGAUCCGGUUUCGUCGAGGGUGAGUACGGCUGUUCCUGGCGGUCAUGUUUCUGUGUCUGUCCCUCCUUCUCGUCCCCCGUCCAAGUCCCGUCCCGCCCCAUCUGUUGUUACUGUUGCUGUCCCUGUACCUGACCGUUCCCCUAUCUAUACUCGUUCCCUCGCGGCCAAGAAGAAGAAGGCUGCUUCUUCUCCUGCACCCGCAAUAGCCCCCAUAAGGGUUGCUACGCAAACUUUUUACAACUCCGAACGGCGUCGUUCGGUUGGUGGUGCCUCUGCUGUUGUCGCCGCUGUUCCUCCCUCGUCCGCCAUUGUACCUGUUGAUAAUUCAAAAUCAUCCUGUGGGACUUCGGUUAGCGUGGCCGGUACUCCGGUUAACGCUCCCACAGAUAGGCCUCAGCCAACCGCUAAUCCCUCCGCUGCCCCUGUCUGUGAGAAGAAUCUUUCUCCCACGAGUAGGCCUGCGCCGGCCCCUGUCCUAAUCAGGCAGCGGCUGACUCAGACCGUGUGA